AUUCCCUUUGAGAAACAUUGGUCUACAUUUUAAGUGAUAUCCUUAAUAAAGAAAAUUUCUGUGUAAAUUGGCUAUCAGUGUAUCAGUUUAGUGUGUAGUGAAUUGGCAAUCAGUUUAGUGUGUAGUGAAUUGGCAAUCAGUUUAGUGUGUAGCACCAGUGUAUUCAAAGUGUUUUGUGAACACUACUCCUAUAUUCCAAAAACGUUCGUAGCUUUAUUGUUAAAGUUAAAGUAAAGUUUUUGGUUUGCUACCCAAUCAGAAAAAACAAACUUCUUCAUUAAACGUAGUCAUAGUUGGAAUGCAGGAGAAAAAAAUAAUUAAUAGAUGACUAUCCAUUAACUUUCACCAUUGCAUUGUUUAACAGUUGUAGAGGAGACAACAGACACCAUAGUAUAUAGGCCUACUAAUAGUAUUAAUUAGUAUAGAAGUGUAUAAUGAAUAAUGUAUAGUAUCAGUAUACAGUAUAGUAUUGAUUUUGAUAAGUUUCAUUAAAAUAUAGUUACUCGUGUUAAAAUAUAACAAUCUCAGCAGUGCGCCUACUUUUUUUCAUUAAAUUAUUAUAAUUUCUUCCAAUUGUUUAAUUAAUAUAAUGAGAAGAAAACCAUUCAUUUUCCAUAAUGACCAUAUGACAUAUGUACUUAGUUUUCAGAUGCAGUCCCAGCAAAGGCAGGGACAGGGAACUACUGUUCAGCUAAUACUUGAAAAGAAGCUUGAUGAAAUCCAGAAACAAUAUAUACAUCUACUGGAGAUAAUUAAGGCAGUAAAUGGCUGUAUAUCAAAAGUAUGUACUUGACCUACUAAUACUAAUACUAUUAUGUGCACUUAAGCUCCUUGAUUACUGAUUUACAAUAUGUAUCAGGUAUUGGCAGGCGUUGAAAUCAUGAGUCAUUUUGAGUUCUAGUGCUCUCGAAUAAUCUAAUAACUUUACAAUCGAAAGGCUAUUUAUAAAACUGAUUUUUAGUUGUUGUUUUUAAUACUAGUUUUUUAAAAACUGAUGAUGAAGACUCAUUUUUAAAUUGUUAGGCAGUCAGCUAGUAUCAUUUCUUUGAGCACAGGCUGAAAUGAGGUUGAUGAAUCUAGAGGUAACAAGCUCCACUAUGGAAACUGUGCGAUUGGCAACAUAUGUAGAUCUUAUUCAAGAGAACUUAUCUAUAUCUAAGAAAUCCCUGGAAACUCUAACAAAGUUUAAUUGUAAGUAUUUUAGUAAGGAUUUUAUUUAUCAAAUAACCAUGAAAUGUAAACAAACAUUUAGGAAUUUUAAAUUUUAGAGUAAAUGUAAUCUUUUAAACCAAAAUGAUCAUUUAAAAAACAGUUUUUAUAUAUUUAAAUUGACUUUUUGUUUGUUUAAUAAAAGCAUUAUAUUUAUGAGCUGUCAUUUUUUUGGUAGACUAAUUGUAUUCUUUUUUUCUCAUAAAGUUAAUGUUUACUUUCUUUAAAAUAUUUUUUGGGGAAGUUGAUGAAAACACAUCAGAACAGCCAGCCAAUGAAGAUUUUAAUUCUCCAAGCACCACUGGUUUUGAUAUUCUUUAUGCUCAACUUCUUGAACUGAAGGAAAAUAUGACAAAGAGAUUUGAAACAGUUGAGGAUCAUCUGUCAUUAUUGGACCAAUCAACUGACUCAAGACUGCAGAAUGCCGAAGCCAAACAACUACUUAUAGUUCAAAUUCAACUUAGAAAUGAUGAAGAGUGCAACAGACUUGCAGCUCAACAGAAGAGUUUUGGUGACGAUUUAAAUAAGGUCAAGAAAAAAAUUGAUAGUCUCCAAAAGUUAAGAGAUGCUCUAAACCAGACACACAAAAACAUUUCUUCUAGAGCUGAAAUAGCUGAGAACAUAACAGAGAUGAAAAAGAAAAUGGAAGACUUCAAACAGAUGGUAUUGAUCUUGCAGCAAGGUAAGAACUUUUAGUUUGCAUGUAUUAAUAUUUGAUGUUUCUGUCUUUUUAUUCAUUUACUUUGAAUAUUGAUACUGUGCGUCUAUCGAGCUUGUGUCAUCAGUACACUACUAUACGGGAGCGAGACAUGGACCACCUAUACAUCCCAAGAGCGCAAGCUUAAUAGCUUCCAUAUGAGAUGCCUGCGUCGCAUCCUUGGUAUUAAAUAGGCAAGAAAAAGUGACUAAUAGUGAGGUCCUAAUGCGUGCGAAUACCCAAAGCAUGUUCACAAUCCUUAGUGAAAGACGCCUGAGAUGGCUAGGUCAUGUUAAAAGAAUGAGUCCCGGCCGCAUUCCGAAAGACAUCCUAUAUGGUGAACUUGCUUCGGGAAAGAGGAAAACAGGUCGCCCACGUCUGCGAUUUAAAGAUGUCUGUCAAACGGACAUGAAAGCAGCCAAAAUACAUACAAGUGACUGGGAGUGUAAGGCAAAAGACCGAUCUACGUGGCGCACAGUUGUCAAAGAGGGCGUCAUGGUAGCCGAGGAGCGAAGAAUGGAAGAGGCUGCAGACAGAAGAGCUAGGAGAAAGGCCAAAACAUAUAGAAGCACGGAACUCGUGUGUAAAAACUGUGGUAAAGACUGUCACUCAAGGAUAGGACUGCACAGCCACUCGAGAAAAUGCAACCCAACCAAACAGUGAUGCACCAUCGUCUCACGAGACGGAAGGAUGCCGAUAGAAUAUUCAUAAAAAUCUUCUUUUAGGCAUCUUAUAAAUAACAUAACAUUAUUUCCUUGUCUUCUCUUCUUAUUCUAUAUUUUGAUGGCCCACAAUCAAGGUGUUGAUCAUUCUGGCUCCUAUGUUUGUAUAGGGAUUUGUAAUGUUUCUGUGCAUGGUUUUGAAGAGGGCACUUCACUGGUUGCAAGGGCUACUCAGCAAUGAUCUUAGGAACUUCACAUCUACUAAAGUUUAUUGACAAAACAUGUAUUCAAGUUACACACUUUAUAAGAAUGCUUCUGGUCAUUUUAUUUUGCACAUUCUUUGAAAUCAUUGUUAUACUCAUACAUGAAUACCUAUUUGUGUUAUAUCUAGGUAUUAAACUAAUGAGAAAUGAGUGCAGUACUAUGAUUUAGUGAGCGACUUCUUGUGAAAUAAAUUCUCCUGGAGGUCAUUAAAUUUCCUGACUAAUUUUUUACACAAACUUCUGCUGAAAAAAGAUCCGGAUUAAAAAGCACUGCUUUUAAAUGUAAAACUAGUUAAGGAAGGAAAUCUAGGAGAUACAAGCUAAAAAAUUAAGUUACUAUGAUUUCCACCAUUGAUUUCAGAUCAGCUCAAGGAGAAUGUGAUGUCAGCAUUUGUGGCAGAGGCCACGUCAAAGACAAUCGUAACAUCAGGAAACAUUAUUCACUUUUCUAUCGUGAAUUUCAAUAAAAGGAACUGUUAUGAUCACAAGACAAGUAAAUUUAAAGCUCAGAUUCCAGGACUCUACUAUUUCAGUGUGUCCAUUAACACAAACACCAUGGGGUUGUUAACGGUGGCCAUUUCUCACAUGGGAAAUCAAGUAGCUUUGUGUGCCACACCCGAUGGCCAGGAUUUUCAAACAAGUACAUCUGUACUGUUGGAACUGUCAGCUGGAGAUGAGGUAUGGGUGGAAGCAGACAGUAUCACUCCAAAAAAUAAAAUGGAAAUAGGGGGUGGAGUUUCGAAUUUUUUGGGGUUUCAGAUUAGAUAGUAAAAAAAAUAAUUUUGCUAAGAUUCAAUGCAUUAAAUCAACGACAUGGGGAAUUAUAUUUUGUCUUAUUUCAUACAUAAUAUUUUGUAGAUUAAGUAAAAUAUUUCACUUCUAAAUUCUUGACUUGAUCAUUGUUAACUAUCAUUGUUAACUUGAUCAUUGCUAACGUGGUAAUUGUUAACUUCAUCAUUGUUAACUUGGUCAUUGCUAAUUUGUCAUGGCUAUUGGGAAUAAAACAGACAUUUAAUAUCAAUGAGUUCUUUUCUUAUUUUUUUUCUUGUAUUAUCUCCAAGAGUAUCCAAGAUUUUAGUUUAGAUCACUGCAGCAAUCAGUUUAUUCAAUAAACAAAAGUGAAAUGUUAGACAGAGAAAACAUAACAGUUAGAUUUAUUUUAUUUUUAAAUUUUACGGUGAGUAUAAAAUUUUAACAAUAAAAAACUCCAUACUUUAUUUGAGAAAGAUAAAGCUAAGUAUUAUGGGUAUUAUUCAAAAAGGAAAUUAGUUACAAUGAGAAUAAAUUAUGCCCAGCAUUCAUGACCUAAAUCCACAAACUGAGAUAACUAUUUAUUUAUUCACUCUCGUUUCCAAAAAUAAAAUAAAUAGGAAAAAUAUGCUUGAGCUAUCAAUUCUUGUUUAAGUCAAAUAAAAUCUGUAUUUCUUAUGUACACAAAAAGAUGUAUUCUC
Molecule: messenger RNA, 4282 nt
Organism: Lymnaea stagnalis (great pond snail)
Lineage: Eukaryota; Metazoa; Mollusca; Gastropoda; Lymnaeidae
Source: the annotation of a GenBank genome assembly